AUGGAUGCACUGCCAGCGAUACGCAACUGCUCGUCAAGCAGACAGCUUGUCACAACUAACUCAACGCAUAUCUGGGUUCUGCGUGAGGCUUUCUACUCCUACGACGUUUUUAGAGAAGAUACUUUUUACUGCUGCUAUAAGAAUUUUUCAGCAGUCGGUAACAUUGAAAAUAUAGUCUACAGUGAUUGCGAAGAAUUUUCAAAUGUGAUACCAGCGAAACACGAAUUUGUGCACAUCGAAUGUUUUCAUUUGGACGGAGUAAUUUUCAGGGAUUUCUUUAUAUUCAAUCGACAUGAAACAGUUACACCUAAUAGGUUUCGCAGUGAAGAAUAUAACAUACUUGUACUUGGGAUCGAAAGCAUGUCACGACUUAAUUUUCAUCGCACUAUGCCUCAUACGUCAGAAUUUUUAAAACAAAAAGGUGUUAUCGAGUUAUUGGGCUAUAAUAAGGUAGGAGAUAACUCGUACCCUAACUUAUUUCCAGUACUAACAGGACUCUCAUUUGACUACGUGAAGCAGUCAUGUGUUCAUGGAAGUGUAAUGAAUAAUAACCAAUGUAAGUUCAUAUGGGAUAAGUUUAAAGAUAAGGGAUAUAACACAGCGCUAGGCUCCGACAGCACCGCGGGCCUGCUCGGCAACUACGAGUAUAGCCUGCCCAGUAUACCAACAGAUUUCUACUUACAGCCAUUUAUAUUCGAAACAAGAAAACUAUUCACAAACCAAAAUUAUAGUUAUCACUCUUGCAAGGGAUCUAAAUAUUUUUAUAGACUACUUCUAGAUUAUAUUUACAGCUUAACGCAAAAUUUAAAAUCAAAUAAAUUAUUUGGUAUGUUUUGGGAGGAAUCUAUAAGCCAUGAAAAUGUCAACAACCCAUGCAUCAUGGAUGAGUCUUAUUAUAAAUUAUUAAGUAAUUUAGAUCAAGAUGGUUAUUUAAACAAAACCAUACUUAUACUAUUAAGCGAUCAUGGAAUGAGAUGGGGGAGAAUAGUGCUGACCAAGCAAGGCCGUCUAGAGGAACGUUUACCAUUACUCGCUAUACUUUUCCCAGAAGAAUUUAAAAGUCGUUAUAAACUUGCCUAUAAAAAUAUUGAAAAUAAUGUAAAUCGCCUUACUUCGCCAUACGAUAUUUAUGAGAGUCUUUUAGACCUAAUGGAUCCGGACAGGCUGGAAGACAACGUGAUCGGAUCAAGGUCUAAAUCUGCUUCUGUUAGUCGAUCUAGUCUUUUCCUCCCUAUCCCUGCAAUACGGAAUUGCUCAUCAAUAGGUGUUGCCGAGCACUGGUGCGCGUGUCGCGGCGGGGUCAAUAUAAAGGUCGGAAGCAAAGCCAAAACAUUAGUUGCGAACAAACUUGUAGCACAAAUCAACAAAUUACUUAUAGACUACUCACAAUGCCAUAAAUUAAUACUGAAAAACAUUUACGAUGUACAUUUAGUAGAAAAUAAUCAAAAAUUGCGAGUUUAUACUGCAAGAGUUAAAACUAAGCCCGGUGGUGGUAUAUUUGACGGCACGGUUAUCCAAGAUGGAACGCAUUGGGUGAUUUCAGGAACAGUUAGUCGCCUAAAUCUAUAUCGGAAUCAAAGCUAUUGUGUUAAUAAUGCUGCAAUUAAAAUGUACUGCUACUGCGUGUAG
Messenger RNA from Helicoverpa zea (corn earworm), 1629 nucleotides. RefSeq lists its product as uncharacterized. The record is from RefSeq and is a predicted model, not a curated record. The transcript has a single exon. Lineage: Eukaryota; Metazoa; Arthropoda; Insecta; Lepidoptera; Noctuidae. The coding region runs from base 1 to 1629 and encodes 542 amino acids.